Molecule: messenger RNA, 405 nt
Organism: Neurospora crassa OR74A
Lineage: Eukaryota; Fungi; Ascomycota; Sordariomycetes; Sordariales; Sordariaceae
Exons: 4
Coding region: 1-405 (134 amino acids)
Source: RefSeq, a predicted model, not a curated record
AUGCCUUCUCGUACGUUGUGGAAAAAGCACAAGGAUUUGCCGCAGUCUCAGUCGAACGUCCUCUUCGACAGGAUCGAGAUCAGCUGUUCAAGGUCAAUAUGGAAUGACCCGUCGAUGCCCGGCAACAGCGACCUCCGCCCUUCAUCCAUACACCGUAGCAUAGAGCUGGACGAGCAAUGCGAUAACAGAUGGCUAUGUACUAGAGAAGUUCCAUACAGCCCCGUCAGGCACGACAUGCUCACGAGAGAAAAUUGCAAGAAGGGAAACAAGGGCAAGGUCUGGAGUUGGCGCGAUAAGGGCCGUAUUCAGAUCUGGCUCAAGUACGCCGACCUAGGUCGAGAGAUAGCCUACGUCUACCUCGGCCGCUACUAUCUUGGAAGCAACGGCUCAAUAGUGCAUGAAUAG